This is a messenger RNA of Melozone crissalis (California towhee), 3291 nucleotides long. RefSeq names its product fibroblast growth factor binding protein 2 (gene FGFBP2). Bases 2347 to 2937 code for a protein of 196 amino acids. The transcript is spliced from 2 exons. Gene Ontology annotation, molecular function: growth factor binding. Gene Ontology annotation, biological process: cell-cell signaling. NCBI's taxonomy places the organism in Eukaryota, Metazoa, Chordata, Aves, Passeriformes, Passerellidae. The record is from RefSeq and is a predicted model, not a curated record.
CCUUACCCUGAUUAAAAAUCUUUGCUACAUUUGACUUUUACAGCAGGAAGGACUGGAAGAACUUUGACUCUGGGUGAGGGAGCUUCCAACUUCCACCAAGAAUGUGAAUUAUGCAAAGGUGGUAGGAUUCAGGCUGUGAGCUAUGCAGGAUAUCUGUUUCUGUAUGGCACUGGCAGCAGAAUUAAACAUUUGCUAGUUCUUCAGCUCUCACAGUUCACUGCUGGCAUCCUAACUUACCUUGUUAAAGGACAGUUGUUUUCUACUGAUAUGAGAGAUCACAAACUGUUCAAUCUGAAGCACAAGCAGACAGGACUGAAAUGUCAGAUUAGAAUGAGCCAAACACUUGGUGGGAACAUAGCAGCUGUAGCACAUAAAUAUAUUUGAGUCCAAGCUUUGAUAUUUCUCCUUAUCCUUGUGGUUUAUUUGUUCUCAUGAUUAGACUUGAAAAGCUUUGAGAACAAGAGAUCUGAAACUGGUAUAAAUUAACUUUUGAAUUGCUUUUGACUCUUCAGCAAAUCUAAAAAUUCUUGGUGCUGUUGUGCAUAACAAAGUGUAAACAAUACAUUUUUUUGUCAAAUAUUAGGAGGCAUUCACGUGCAUGCAGUAGGGAUUUGAGGUGGCUAACAAAAUUCCUCUGGCUGGCUGGCAGUAGGGUUAGAAGACUCCCCAGAAAACAAUGGAAGAGUGAAUGGUAAAUGCCAUUGUUGUCCUAAGGCUUGGCUGGAGCCACACCACUGUGCCUGGAAGGAGAGAGGAGAACUAAUGGAAAGAAGCUAGAGAUGAGGCUUCUGCUAAAAAAUGUUAUUAAAAUAGCUGUGGAGAGGGAAUGAAAAGAAAUCAAGGUUAUUCUCUCUGUCAAAUGGUAUUUAGUCAUGAGAAGCUGAUGGCGCACUGACUGGAGGAGCAAGGUUAGGGUACCCAGAGUGGCUGUGCAGGUGGCUGCUGCUUCAAGCAGGCAGCUUUCAGGUUAUCUGAGCUGCCACUCUUGUCCCUCUUCUAUUAAUGAAGCUUUUGUUGUUGCUGAUGAUGUUCUGCUUUGCCAUCUGUGUUAAAAGGAAUGGUUUUGCCUCAGUAUUUUGUUUAGCACUACCUAGUGAAUGACUAAAUACACAAACUGCUGUUCUGUUCCUUUAUGUAUGGGCAGUCUCAAACCCAGGGUUUCCAGCACCCCACAGUUACUGCAGCAUUCCUGAACAAUCCAAGAGCCCUUUCCAGGAGCUGUCAGGUCAGGCUGACUGUAGCAGAGAUGUCUUUGGAAGAAGUGCCUAGUGGGGGUCUCACUACCCAGAAAAGUACUGUGGAUUGCCACAGCAGGAGAGGGAUUUUUCCUCAUGGCCUUCUGAAUGCUAAGGGAGUUACAGUGAUUUUUUUCCUUAGCUCUGUUUUUAGUUAGUGCAGCAGAAACUGCUAGGACAGGAUUCUGCACUACAGUAUUUCUGUCGUCCUGCCUUUGUUUUACAGCAUUUUUACAGCUCACUUGUAAACAGGAAAAUAUCUAUUUAAAAAAAAGAAAGUGAUGAAGUGCAAAUACCUGUCUGACAUGCUCUGUAGUCUGUUCCCUGCUGCUGAGAACUGUGAUAAGUUAUUCUGCUGUCUUGCUAUGUUGGCUAAAAGUGACUGGUGAUGUGAAAAUGAUCAUAAAACUUCCAGAUGUUUGGUAUUUUUUUAGACUGGUAAUACCUUAUUUUGCUUAAGCUUUAUUUCUUUUCUAUGUGUACAUACGUGGCUCAAAGAAUGUGCAGCUGAUCCUUCCAUGCAUCCCCAGUGCAUGUCAUGUGUGGACAAAAGGAAGAGAUGAAGUUGCAUCCUUACUGUGACAAUCCACAGAAAGCCUAUCCCACAAAUCAGCUUUUUUACCAGGACACUUACACUACCAGGACAUUUAUAAUCACCCAGAUGCAGAGAUUGCUUUGGUACUUACAUCUUUUUUUUACUUUGAUAUCAUCUUACAAGCUCUAGCAUGAAGAUAGCUAUAAAGCAGCUGGAGAAUGGAAAAUAUCUGUUAAAAAUCAAAUAUGACAUGUUCAUCCUGCAUAGGAAUGUGCUUCUCAGUUAUACAACUGUUGUUCUGUGUUUUAACUGCAUUUACAAGACUUGUCUUGUUACCUUCUUGGGACUUCACACUCCCAAGGUUAUUUCACACUCCUUCAGGCUAUAAAUUAUGGGCAUUUGCCUACUGAAGUGUGAUUUAUUAUUUUCAUAAAAAUGCCCAACCCUUACAUCCCUUGUUUAGCUGGAAAGAGGCUUCUUUGUGCCCCAAGACUUUAAAUUGUGAGCAGCCAUUUACUCACUGCUUUUACUUCUCUGGGUCGUGUUGUUCAAGGAUCUCAGUUCCCUCCUCUCACCAUGAAGAGUUUUGCUCUCCUUUUCCUAGUUGUGAUCUGUGGCAUGGGAGGACUGGGACAGAAGCUGAAGCCAAAGAAAAGAAGCAACGGUGAAGAAAUCAAAUUUCGGACUAAAACCAAAGAUGUUUGCACAAUAACCACGAGUGGCGAUGACGAGGAGAUGAAACUUAGAAUUGAAUGCAAAAGCCAAGGCUUGUCCUACUGGUGUGAAUUCAGUGGCAAGCCAUCAGUCUGUCGUGCUUUCAGAAAUAACCCAAAGAUCUACUGGAAUCAGAUCGCAGCAGAGCUCAGAAAGGUCCCGCACGCUUGCGAACCCAUGGAAGUGUUGAAGACCACCAUGUGCCAAAAGGCUCCCCCAGAGGCUCUCAUGAGGCAAAUAGCUGCUGGAAUGGAGCCAGAAGAGAUAGCAAACCAGGAAAAAUCAGUGCAGAAAGCCUCCAUUCCUAUGAGAGAAGCAGGGCAAAACUCUGACCCAGCCCAACAUGGUCAAGGGUCUGGAAUUGAAACAGAAGCAAUGAAGCUGGCACGGGAGCACUGCUGGGAAUCUCUGCAUGGUGUCUGCUCCUACAUCAUUGGCAUUCUUAGGGGCUAAGGAUUUGCUUCAGAGCAGUGGUAUUACCGCUGAAGGAGGGUCCUUGCUGCAUUGUAAUAAUUUAGACAUAAGAAUAUUGGUUAAAAAUCAGUGUUUUCUAUAAAUCUUUUAGCUGUUUCUUUUUUAAAGAAAAAAUGAAACUUUUUAAAAGCUCUGAAAAAUUCACAAAACUGGAGUGACUGUGCUUAAAGUGUAAGGAUGAACCAACUGCCCUUAGGUUUGUUACACACCUGGGUGUGCUGCAUUUAUGUAACCUAGGAUCUGCUUGACCUUGCAUAGGUUUUUGUGUGUAUUGACUUGCUUCAGUUUGUUAGAGAUGAAAGCUGUUAAUGAUGAUACAGUUAGUGCAAAAAA